CGACCAAAAGUACACCCAGCCAGCGGCAUGUGAUGCAAGUGUCAUCGAAAGGCAUCUCGUAAUCACGUACUGUACACCUGGUCGCAUUUGCGAUUGAAUUUGGAGGUGAUUGUGAUUCAAAUUGGAAGGCGAAUGCGAUGCGCAGAAGAACGUCUUACGACAGCCGGCAUUUAAUACAAAAACACUCACGUCACAUCACAGCAUGAAGCAUCUCGUCCUCAUCGGGGCGUGCUACGUCGACACAGUCCUCAGCAUACCUCACUUCCCAGAAGAGGACCUGAAGCUACGAGCCACGAGCAUCCGCGUACGCAGGGGCGGCAACUGCCCUAACACAAUGGAAGUCCUCCAGCAACUCCUCCGCGCAGAGCACCUCCCGCAUUCACAAACCGAGCCCCUGACGAUGCACCUCGUCUCGCCCCUGCCGGAACGUCAAUCUCAGGCAACGGCGCAGAUCAUGGCCUCGUUCCCGCCAGCGCCAUGUACCACCGCCGUCGCCGCCGCCAACGCCGCGGAGAUCACAUUUGAUCACUGCCUGUUCCGCAAAGGCCACCAGGCGCCGGCGAGCAGUUACAUUUUCCGCAGCGAGGCGACCGGCAGCCGGACAAUUGUAAACCAUAAUGACCUGCCCGACAUGACGACGGACGAGUUCCUCAACGUUGUCGAGGCGUUCCGCGGCAAAGGCGACCGGACGUGGUGGCACUUUGAGGGACGGGUUCCGGAGACGACACUGAGUUGCAUCCUGGCUCUUCGACGGGCCCUGGGCGACGACGCGGUGACAGUCAGCGUCGAAGUCGAAAGGCCGGGCAGGGCGGGGUUGAGAGAGCUCGCUGCUGAGGCGGACGUGGUUUUCUACUCCAAGAGCUGGGCCGAGGCCUGCGGGUAUACGUCCGCUGACGAUUGCCUGAGGAAAGAGUCGCUGUCGUUACCGCGGACAUCGUUGGCCAUGGUUACGUGGGGUGCCGAGGGAGCAUGGUGCAUAUCACCCAAGGACCGGCAGCUGGUCAAAAGCCCAGUCGAGACGCCGGUGAAGCAGGUCGUCGACUCAGUAGGGGCGGGCGACACGUUCGUUGCGGGCAUGCUGUACGGACUGAUCUGCCAGGCCGACACUUGGGACGUGACGCACAAGUUGGGCUUCGCGGUUGCACUCGCCACGCUCAAAGUCCAGCGAGAGGGGUUUGAUGGACUGGGAAACGACAUUCGUAUGAAUAUGCAAAGGUCGCGCUGACGGUGGGCCAUCCGUCAGGCGUUGAAACUGUCGCCGUGGGCACUCCGGGUCGUAGCCCCGUGCCCCCCCGGUGCCGUAGAUGGAUGCUUCGGCGGGUGGGACGAGUGCCCGCCAAUCGUCAGGUAAGCCAGGCCAAGAGGCCGUAUUUUGCCCGCCAGCGGACCGAUGGAGCACCCGUCGGCGGUCGCGCCUGUUCCGAAGCUGUGCGAGAGUGAAAGGUUGUCAGACCCUCUAACAAGUAUGGCUCUGUGGGGAACAAGAGGCGGUGUACAUGGUGGGCAAGGCUCAAGCGAGGAGGCAACCUGUUACGAGGGAGGGGACUCGGCAGUACACUAAUAGUGCAGUUGGACAUCCGCAAAGGCCGGGACGCGUUGGCGCCGCUCGUUGUUGUUAGUGGAAGGGUGACAGGCCGGGCCAACAUGCAUUCAUGCGCCGCCGAUGCUUCGAUGCAGCUUGAAGAUGGCGCACCUCACGCGGGGCCUGCGACGGCGAACAAGGCUGCAUGUGGCCUGCUGCAGCUGAUAGUGGCAUGCCGCAUGGCCCCCAGACCUAAUCGGAGACUAAUACUGCGCAGGCAAAAACGGGGAGAAGUAAUUUGGGCCGUUGCUACAGUACCUCUGUGUGUACGUCCUCACAUGCCGGCCAGCGAAGUUUGUCGCGAGAAUUUCGUCCCCUUUGUAUGGAUCUACUACAGCGAGACCGUGUGGGUGACUGAACAUACAUACAGAUGGACCAAGUAACCUUGUAGGGGAGGAGGGCUGGGGACAGAGAAUUGUCACAUUUUUCUGAAAUCGGUUGCGGAGCCAGAGCCUGGAAAUGAGGCAGAGAACAAGACGAAAAAAAACUCUUCCCACGACGUUGGACCUCUCACGAGAGAGAAUGGAUAGGCGAUUGUUGAUACAGCAAGUGGGGACCACGGCCUGUUUGUCGAUCUGCGGCGAUUCAAGAGCCUUGUUUGUUGUGCUCUUCCUGAAGUUCCUCGAAAGUAGUCAGUGGAGUCGCCUCUAUUUCUCGUGUUUCCAUACCACGGGUCUCGAGAAGAGAUGGGAAAGUCGAAGUAUCCGUAGUAGAGUAUGGCCGGGUUCGUACGGAUGCACAACGCAUAUGGCCCCGAGUCUUCGUCGUUGACCCUGACAUUGUGGUGCCGAAUGGUGCCGUAUGAGAGUCAAUAUCAACAGCGGGGCUGCAAAUCUUUGCGGUCGUCACGGUCAACAAAUCAUGACGUUCCCCUUCUUGCAGGCCCGAAGACUCAAGUGCGUCGGGCGGGUUCGGUCCAUCCCAUCAUCAUCAUCAAGCUAGGCCUGCGCCUAUCUUUAUCUUUGCUCCUCGGCUACGGCGAAAAUGUUCUCGAGCACCCAAGGGUGACGGACUGCUGCGACUUGCGCUUCGUUCUGGGAAUGUUGGCGUUGAUACAUGGAUCGGGGUGCCGAGCAAAACUUCGAGUAUCUCGGGAAAUGCAGAAGUACGCUGACGAGGGCGGAUUACAGUCAAGCGUCGUAGUAAAGUUACUCGCGAGUGAGUCCGCAUUGCUUAGACCAGUGGCCCCUGACGGAAGGAAGCGGGUUUGUCUGGAUGUUCGUUCGUUUGACAGCUUUGGGAUGAAGUUGAGCGGGCGGUGGGCGGUGCCUGGUGGCAAAACCUUGGAUCGUCCAGAAUGAUGUAGCGAUUUCCGCCCACAGACCAACGGUAGCAGGGGCUUUUGCCGACUUUGAGACCACGGUACCAGAGACUGGGAGCAGGGACAGGCGUGCUGGCACAGUCAGGCUUCUGCAGCUUCAGGAAUAAGCCCGCUGGGCCUAACGGAGCUGAGCAGUCGAAAGCUUCUGUGACCGCAUCUGUAAGACCGGGCAGACAGUCUGCAUGUCGCCUUUCUCAGGGGCUGGUUGUGCUGUGUAGGGGGGAAACAUCGCACCACUGUUCCCAUUCUCAAGGGUAGAGGAAAGCAAGCACUGCAUGGCAGAUUGUCUGACCGAGGGGCCGAAGGGGGCGUCCCUGUAAUCGACGUCGGAUAUGUGGUCAAGGACGGGCUUUCUCACAGAGUGGUAG
This is a messenger RNA of Colletotrichum scovillei, 3271 nucleotides long. RefSeq lists its product as uncharacterized. The record is from RefSeq and is a predicted model, not a curated record. The coding region runs from base 203 to 1225 and encodes 340 amino acids. Gene Ontology annotation, molecular function: kinase activity. The transcript is spliced from 5 exons. Lineage: Eukaryota; Fungi; Ascomycota; Sordariomycetes; Glomerellales; Glomerellaceae.